Molecule: messenger RNA, 1845 nt
Organism: Torulaspora globosa
Lineage: Eukaryota; Fungi; Ascomycota; Saccharomycetes; Saccharomycetales; Saccharomycetaceae
Gene: CEP3
Product: Cep3p
Exons: 1
Coding region: 1-1845 (614 amino acids)
Biological process (GO): regulation of DNA-templated transcription
Cellular component (GO): nucleus
Molecular function (GO): zinc ion binding; DNA-binding transcription factor activity, RNA polymerase II-specific
Source: RefSeq, a predicted model, not a curated record
AUGGAGCACUCGGAGAUCCAGAAGUCUAAACAUCCAUGUGCCAUUUGUGCCAAGCGAAAGGUGAAAUGUGAUAGAUUGAUACCAUGUACCAAUUGUGUCAAGAGAGGAUUCGAGAAGGAAUGUCUUGAGCGGUCAGUUGACGGAAAGGAAAGCCAACGUACCGAUAGAAAUUCUGCUGUUCUGAGGUUUUGGCAGAGCUACGAGUAUUGGGUAACGGACAUUGGGUUAUUCAAGAGUCAAGACGUCGAUCCAGCGAACACUUUCGUUGACUUGAAAGAAGAAGUAGAUGAAUGUGAACACUGGUGUGAGUUCUUAACAAGAGAAACGUCGUUUCAGCUGCUGGAUCACUGCGUAGAGAGGCUCGGAUGUCUCUAUUUUGGUUGCCUUAGUGAUAUCAGUGACCUCUAUCUGCUACUUGAAGAGUACUGGCAAAGGCGAAACGAAAGAAAUGUUGUUUUCUCAGUCGAUGAUUAUUACUCUAAUGCCCUUCUAUGGUCUCUGUUUGCGCUUACUGUUUACUACAUGCCACUAGAACUACUCAGCUCAGUCUUUCCCAAGAAGCCUCCAUCGCAUAUUUUCAAGUACGCAGACUUCGAUUCAGACUUUUGGACAGAAAAGGCUCAAUUACAGCUGUCUCAAUGCUUUACACAUUGUGCGGUGAUUCAGCUACAGGAGGCAAACCUUCUUGCCAACCCGGACGUCAGACUCCUUCAGGUAUAUGUGAUUUUAUCCGCCAUGGGCUAUCCCCACAGAGAAGUAUCAACAAGUAAUGCUUUGCUACUAGUAUGCUUCAACGUAGCGAAACUUUGCCAUGUCGAUGAUUUUAGACCUUUGAUUACUGAUUCCACAGCGAUGCGCUUGACUAAGAUUACUUGCGAGAAAAUUUGGUACAGCUUAUGCUCUUGUGAUUAUCUGCAAUCAGGUCCUAGAAAGCCAACUGUAUUCCAUACAGAAAUUUCAUCCCUACUGCAACAUGCGGCUUAUCUGGAAGACCUGCCGAAUACUGACGUGUACCAAAGUGAGGACUCGUUUGAAGCAUUAUAUUGGAAAAUAAUAUCACUCGACAGAGAUCUGAACCAGUACUUGAUCAAGGGCACGAAACCACCGUUAAAAACUCUUGAUGCCAUACAACGGCAAACGGACAUAUUCACCCGCAAAAUUACAUCUUCAGAGGACUCCCCUGCACUCGCAUCUGACUUCGCCCGAUUUCUGGCAUCUUUUCUCCUGAACGCUAUCUCGUGGAAACUUCAUAAGAUGUAUUUCAUCUACUUCGAGAUCGCCAGUGGUCUCGCAAAGUCAGUACACUAUACCAAAAAUCUUGUUGCAUUAGUGGUCAAGAAUAUCAAAAACCGGAGGGACACGCUGUUCAAUAAACAUCCUGUUGUUAUUCAGUCGUUCGCCAGAAUUGCAGUAUUCUAUGCCUUCUAUGAAAUGGUCUCCGGAUCGGCAGAAAUUCGGGAUUUAAAUCUAGAUAUCAAAGAGAUGCUGCAGAAUCUUUCGGACGAGCUGGAGCCACAUUUAAGCGGCUUAUUUUAUCUGCUUUCUCGUUUCCGCCUGUUGAAGACCUUGUGGGAAAAUAUGGAAUCUGAAACUCUUGGUAAUAUCCUUGAACAUCCCGUUAUGACUAUCUUACAGAACGACAUUAAUGCAUUCUCUCAGCAGAUGAUUGAGAGACCUUCGAUGAUCAGAGGCUCGGCACGGUUAAUAAUGAAACGAAGAGUUCCCCAGGACCAAGGUGCGGUCGAGAAUGGUAACGCUGUUUUCGAUUCAAUCGUCGCCGAGUUUGAAUCACAAUACGCUAUCGAUUACCUGAUUCGCCGAAAAACGGAAGAUGGUGAAUUCUAG